Molecule: messenger RNA, 2382 nt
Organism: Bipolaris sorokiniana ND90Pr
Lineage: Eukaryota; Fungi; Ascomycota; Dothideomycetes; Pleosporales; Pleosporaceae
Exons: 6
Coding region: 1-2382 (793 amino acids)
Source: RefSeq, a predicted model, not a curated record
AUGUCGGGCUGCUCGCUCGUGGCCUCUGCACUGCCAUCUCUUAUAGGGACGGCAGUUCCAACCUUCAGCUACGAUCAUUCCCAACAUAUAGUAGGCGAUGUCUUCGGUAUUCAAAUGACUUACAUGUCCGGCACAUCAACAUGUUUCGCUGGAACGAAGCCUACCUUCACGCCUGUCAUCUCGAACACCUUAGCACAAUAUACUCGAACUUGUUCAUACACUAUCUCCGGCGCCCCUGCAACCUACACCGGUAUCUUCUGUGGUAGUGCCGCUCUUACCGACUUCCCGAACAGUGGUGCUUUGACCAUCAACAAUGUUAUAGGCGGUUUACUGCCACCUCCCCUUCCUCGCGCUUAUACAGCCACAUUCGGUACAUCGCCCGCGCCCGCUACUGUCGCUACUGCAACAGCUUCUGUCACCACAACGACAACGCAAACUAUCCUUGCACCUGGUGGCGUAGUUGUAGCUACGACGACCGUCUUUACUCCUACCGGAACAACUACACAGACACAGGCCGUUACUAGUGUUGCGCUGGCUACGAGUACCGUUAGUACUUGCCCAACGAUGUCAUCCCUGCCGCUAGUGUCGUCACUCCCAUUGGUAUCAUCGCUCCCAUUGGUAUCCUCUUUGCCCUUGGUGUCAUCUCUGCCCUUGGAUACAGGCAUUCUCUCGGCUCCUAUUCCAGCCAUCACAUCGUUAGUUCUACAGCCAUCUAUACCGUUGGUCUCAUCGCUACCGUUAGUGUCGUCUCUCCCGUUGGUGUCAUCCCUACCGUUGGUUUCAUCGCUGCCUUUGGUAUCGUCUUUGCCAUUGAAUACAGGCAUUCUUUCAGGGGUCUCCUCUAUUCUAUCUGUGCCCCUGCCUGGCGCUACCUCGAUUUUGCCAGCCCCACUGCCCGGAAUUACGUCGAUUUUAUCAGCCCCGCUUCCCGGGUUCUCCUCUAUCAUCCCUGGAGAUCCUUUAGUAUCUUUGCCAGCGGUCACAUCCAUCUUAUCGGCUCCCCUACCCGGGAUCACGUCCAUUUUUGUAUCCUUACCACUGUCUUCUAUUCCCCUUGGUACAGCUUUAUCAUCGCUUUCAGGCUCACUACCUACACCCAUCAUAUCAGUCCCUAGCUCAAUUGGCCCCUUGCCAGUUCCAACCUCUAUCGUCUCCAUACCAAGCUCGAUUGGUCCCCUUCUAAUUCCGACUUCUAUUCUCUCAAUCCCGGGUUCGAUCGCGGUUUCCUAUCUGCCCAACGGCCCAUGCUAUCUGAAAUACGGACUUGGACAGCCUUAUGUCAACCCGGCUGUCUGGGGAGCUAGGCUUGCUAGUGUACCAGUUCCAUCUACAUUGCUGCCUCCAAUUAUCCCACCAGCUCAGUCUCCCGGAAGCAUUGUUCAUAUCACAACAGCCCCCGGUUCUGUUGGAGGAACAUUGACUACCAACCCAACGGUCCCAGGCUCUACUAUGGCGACCCUGAGCACCAUUCGUACCACGACUAUGUCAGCAGUCGGUCCGACAUCCAGCCCGGUAUCUUGUCCCACGUCCAAUCUAUCAACUGUGAUUGUUGGUGGAAGACAGUAUCUGAUAACCUGUGGCAUUGAUUACUUCGACAACGACAUAUCGUCUCCAUUGUCCCCUACAUUCCCUAAGUCGUACGAGGGCUGCUUGGCUGAUUGUUCAUCCACCUCUAGCUGUGCUGCAGUUGCCUACGUCAAAGGCGGUCCUUGCUACUUGAAGACUGGCACUGGCACUGGCUUCAAGAUCGACAGCACAGUCAUUGGCGCAAAGUUGAUCGGAGUCUUACCUACUUCCACAUCCGCACCCGCUACUUCCACUCCAUCCGGAACAACUGUGACUGUGACCACGACAAUCUCUAAUACCGGUUACCAGUGCGCCUGCACUCCUACUUCGUUCCCUAAACCCACCCCCGUCACGUGCCCUGCAGAUAACGGCAGCACAUAUACCACCACUUGCGGAGCUAAAUACGCUGUAGAGUGUGCCCAAGACCGUUACGGCAACGAUAUCCCCAAUGGACUUUUCUUUGUGGACAGUUACGAAAGUUGCCUUGAAAAAUGUGACCAGACGCCAGGCUGUGUUGCUAUAUCCUUCGUCCUGCGACCUCCUGGCGUCCACAGCCCUUGCUACACGAAGUAUUCUACAGGCACUAUCAGCCAGAAUCCUGAGGUCAACGGUAGUAGCAAGAUCUCCGGGUGCACAAGGCUUAAGUUGCGACGCAAGCGUGUUGUACAGCCCGCGCAUAAGAAGCAGCUUAAUAAGCGUCUAUUGUACUUGGGUCCCGACUUCACUUUUACCCAGCCCCGUGUCACGGCCACGCAAACCUCCACAGUGGGCGCGACCGUUCUGACGUCAGUAUUCUCCUCCCCUUCUUUGAUAUGA